Molecule: messenger RNA, 2241 nt
Organism: Peromyscus californicus insignis
Lineage: Eukaryota; Metazoa; Chordata; Mammalia; Rodentia; Cricetidae
Gene: CUNH1orf141
Product: chromosome unknown C1orf141 homolog
Exons: 8
Coding region: 1-1359 (452 amino acids)
Source: RefSeq, a predicted model, not a curated record
AUGAUGGAAAAAAUCCUGGAGAAGUUAGAUGCCCUGGAUGAGAAUGCAAGGGUACUUGCAGCUGUCAGAUCAAAGAAAGCCAACCCUCAGCUUAAACAGAGAGAAAAUCCUUUGACUACACCUCUGCUGUUUGAUCUUCAAGUGGAAUUUGGAGGCACAAUUACUCCACCUACAUCUAAGACAGUAGCAAAGAUAACAGCUAAGUCAUGUGACCUUAAAACGUCAAAAGUGCGGACAUCUUUCAAAUAUAAGCCUAAACCCAGAAGUGGCUUUGAAGAGUCAGAUUUACCUGGUCUUGCAGCAAAUACAAACUGUGAAGAAAAACCAAAAGGAGAAAAUCUAAAAUUGAGUCCUAUAUCUCUUCGUUUUCUUAAGGAUAAAAAUGAGGCAGAAUAUGCAAAUCCCUUGAAUUUUCUACAGUCUCAACCUAGAAACCGGUGUAAAAGAUCAUCAGAGUCUUCAAUCCUGUAUCCUACAGGCGCCAAUCAAUCCAAUGCUAGCGAGGAGAAAGUCUCUACUCCAUUUACAGGUCAAAAUGAAAAGAGAGCUAAGAAGUCCAUGUACUCUACAGACCACUCAGCGGAUUCUAUGGAAAAAGGAAAGGAUCAUCCACUGGUAAAGGAUUCUGUUACAAAAGAAAAUGAGCCAACCAGAGAUAACCAAGCAAGAACACUUUGUCCAGUAAAACAGAGCACCUUACUCCCCUUGAUCUUUGAGGAUGUACUGGAUAAUCCUACACUCAAGAUAAUUGACCUUGGUCCAACAGAGAGAGUGCUUUAUUCUAUGGAAGAAAGCCACACAAAUCCAAUAAUUUUCUAUGAUGCAGCCUAUAUAGAAAUGUUGAUCAUGAUAAAAAGGUUCACUCCCUAUGUAAUCAUAUAUACAAGGAAGAAUAUUGUUCUAGAAAAAAACUGUGACACGGCCAAAGCCUUAUUUAAUGAUGAGCCCAGUACUGUUUCUGAACCUCAAAGAACUAAGCCUGUAUCACAGCACAAAGACUUGUCCUUCUCUACUGAACAGGUGCAAAAGAGUAUAAAGGAGAGACGAAAGCGGAAACAUGAUAGUCUGGCUUCUGAAAAAAGACCUCCGAACACACUUUGUAAUUUAUCCCGAACUUUUUCUAGCUUAACCAAAAGAUUUGCAGGUUACUUUGAUAAAGAUGCUACUCAAAAAAAGAGUGCUAAGACAGAUGGAUUUGAAAGAAUAUUUACUAAAGCAAAACCACCACCCAAACGCAAAUUCACUACUUUACCUCUUAAGUAUGACUCAAAGCCUCUGAAAAAUAUACUUGAAAUACGUAAACUAAACAACAUAACCCCACUAGAUAACCUGCUAACCUGGAAAGUAAAUGACUUAUAAAGAAUCAGUUACGCAGCAAGACUUAAAAACAAGAAGAACCAAGUUCCAAGAUCAUAGAAGAAAUUCUUGACUGAUUACUCAUGUACUGUUGGAUGAAGUAUACAAUCAGCAGUGGUCUGUUCAAGAUCAGUAAACAUUGUUAGCUAACAUAAGGAUGGAAUUAGGGAAUUAUCAACAAGAGAGAUUAAUUUGUAACAGUUUUGGUUGUCAGCCUAGCUUUUAGUGGUUGAGCUAUCUCUCUAGCCCAUUCAUGGCUUAUCUCAAUUAUACAUAUUAGACAUCUCUGUUGGCUACAGGACAUUCUCAUUCAGUACCAACUAUGGCAUAGAUUGAUGAGAAAGCUGCUGUCAGAAGCCAAAAACCAUCAACAAACAAAAGAUUGAAUGUCAAGACAGAUGUACCAUUAAUUUACUGACUGUGCAGUCAAUAGUAGAUCAGUGUUUUAGAGACUCAUGGGGAAACAGUGCCAUGUAAGCAAUGCAUGUGAUUAAAAAGGCUUCAUAAAACCUGUCAGAACUAUUUGGAACUUCAUUACUGAGUUGUGGAAUAACUUAAAUGAGUAAGGUCCAUAAAUGAGUUAAUUGUGGUAGUAGAUUCUAUCAACUGUUGAGUAUUCUAAAAUACAUUGUUUCAUAUUACUCUUUUAUGUUGACUCAAAUAGUAUAAAGACAGAACUCUUCUUGAAUUCAAAUUACUCCCAAGUUCAUUUGGAAUACCUUUCCUUUGGGUCCCACAUAUUUUUUUCACUUAAAUACAGUCUUUGAAGGCAAGUGGCUAGGCUUUUAGCCUACAACACAUUUCUAGAAUGCACAAAACCCUUGGUUUAAUUCUCAUCUUGAAAAAAAAAAAGCUGGUAGUGAUAAAUUCCAAGGUUAACCCACA